CAACCCCCAUCCCGGGAGCCUUCGGAGCCUUUUCUGACCUCCAGGUCUGCGCUUCUCGGUCUCCUGCAGUCUCGGGAACACGGCAGGCUCUUGGACCCGGCGGACGCGCGCGCGCGCGCCCGCCUCUCCCCGUCUCUCUCUAUAUUAGCUGGAGCUCCCUCUCCCCCCAGUUACUGUACUCUUGGCUUCCUCCCCGCUGGCCCCAGGGCUGCUGCUGGGGCGCAGUCCGGGCUGCAGUGCUGAACCCGCGCUGGCUCCGGCCGGCCGGGAGGACCCACGGGGGCUGCUGCUGCUGUUGCUGGGGCGCGCUGCCCCGAGGUGCUCUCCUUCGAGCGCCUCCCUGCCUGCGCCCGCGCUCCCCUGCCCAGCUCGGGGCACCCCAGGGCAGUGGAGUAAAGGGUGUCGUCCGCGCGGGCUGCUCCCCAGCUCUGUCCCCGACCCAGCCCCUCGUCCAGCUCCCUUCUGCAAGGAUGGGCUCUUCCCAGUCCAUGUCGGAGGAGGUCCGCGAACUCGUGAGCAAGACUGGUUUCUCUUCAGACCAAAUCGAACAGCUUCACCGGAGGUUCAAGCAGCUGAGUGGGAACCAGCUGACCAUCCGCAAAGAAAACUUUAACAACAUCCCUGACCUGGAGCUCAACCCAAUCAGAUCCAAAAUCAUCCGUGCCUUCUUUGACAACAGGAACCUCCGAAAAGCACCCAAUGGCUUGGCUGAUGAGAUUAACUUUGAGGAUUUCUUGACCAUAAUGUCUUACUUCAGACCAAUUGAGACCAACAUGGAUGAGGAACAGCUGGAGCACUGCAGAAAGGAGAAGUUGAGAUUUCUGUUUCACAUGUACGACUCUGACAGUGAUGGACGGAUCACCUUGGAAGAAUAUCGAAAUGUGGUAGAGGAAUUGCUUUCUGGAAACCCCCACAUUGAAAAGGAGUCAGCCAGAUCCAUUGCUGAUGGAGCCAUGAUGGAGGCUGCCAGUGUCUGUGUGGGUCAAAUGCAACCGGAUCAAGUGUACGAGGGAAUCACCUUUGAUGACUUCCUAAAGAUCUGGCAGGGGAUUGACAUAGAGACCAAGAUGCACGUCCGCUUCCUCAACAUGGAGACCAUCGCCCUGUGCCAUUGACCUCGGCCUCCUCCGCGGGCCCGGGAGCAGCGCUCCGCAGAGGCCGGAGAUGUCGGCCAUGGCCGUGAGCAGCAGGGCCGUGGCUCUUUUGCUACUGACAUGUCUACAAUCAUCCCACUCACGUGCUUCCUAAACCGAACGGACGGCGUGGGAGAUCUCACUGACUUUUUACCUCCAAUAAAUUAGGUUUUAUUAAUGAA
This is a messenger RNA of Antechinus flavipes (yellow-footed antechinus), 1315 nucleotides long. RefSeq names its product tescalcin (gene TESC). Bases 471 to 1115 code for a protein of 214 amino acids. Lineage: Eukaryota; Metazoa; Chordata; Mammalia; Dasyuromorphia; Dasyuridae. Gene Ontology annotation, molecular function: calcium ion binding. The transcript is spliced from 8 exons. The record is from RefSeq and is a predicted model, not a curated record.